AAAACAACUCGUUUGUAGUACCGAGUCGCCACUGAGUCGUUUUCUUGAGUCGGCUCACUGCAUUGAAGUUGUUUAAUAGGAAGAGUAAUAGAGGUCUGCAUCAGAUGAACUGGCCUACACCUGUUCCAAAUCCAGUUGAGAUGAUCUGGAGAGAAGAAUGAAGGAAAAGCAGACAACAAGCACUCAAUACCUCUGGGAACUCCUCUAGAUUGUUAGAAAACCAUUGCACGUGACUUCGUAAUGAAUCUGAUGGGAGAAUGGCAAGAGUGUACACAGCUGUCUUUAAAGCAAAAGAUAGGAUGUGAUUGAAGGCUUUCAUCAUGAAUCCUCACUGCGCGCGCUGCGGGAAAAUCGUCUACGCCACCGAGAAAGUGAACUGCCUGGACAAGUUCUGGCACAAAGGAUGCUUCCACUGUGAGGUUUGCAAAAUGACCCUGAAUAUGAACAACUACAAAGGAUACGAAAAGAAGCCUUACUGCAAUUCGUAUGUGCAUCCUGGGCACUACCCAAAGCAAACGUUUACGAUCGUCGCAGACACGCCAGAGAACCUGCGACUGAGGCAGCAGAGCGAGCUGCAGAGCCAGGUGAAGUACAGGAAGGAUUUUGAAGAGAGUAAGGGCCGUGGCCUCCGAUUUCUUGUAGACACACCAGAAGUGCAAAGACUGAAGAAAGCCCAGGAUCAGAUUAAUAAUGCUAAAUAUCAUCAGGAUUUGGACAUGCCAGGCUUGCACGGUGUCACUCCAGGCAUUAGAGGAACGUAUCUGGUGAGGGCACAGACGAGACCCGACCAUCAGAUGAUGCAGGGAAGCUGCAACACACACAGAGGUGUGAAUCAGUACUCCAUGGAGAUGGAUCGGAGGCCAGGAGUCAUUGUGGCCCCUGUCCUUCCUGGAGCUUAUUACCCAAGCGGGUAUAAUCAGGGACACAGCUACAUGCACCAGACCAGCAUGCACUCACUCAGGUCCAUGCAGCUGCAGUCGCAUCCAACAACCAUGAGUGUGUACAGGGCUUUGUAUGACUACAUGGCCCAAGACUGUGAUGAGGUCUCGUUCCGUGAUGGUGAUCUAAUCCACAACGUGCACCCCAUAGAUGAGGGUUGGAUGUUUGGGACGGUGCAGAGGACGGGCCGCUCUGGGAUGCUUCCUGCUAACUACGUGGAGGGCAUCCGCUAACCUGCUCAAGCCUUUUGACUCUUAACACCGUUCAAUGCAGAAGUUGUCAGGACCAAGUGCAUGUAAAUAGACAGAAUUUGGACUCUAAUUUAGUAGUACAGUUCAUUCUGAAAGUCUUUCAAAGUAAGGCUUUAUUUUCUUCCACUGCCUAGUGAACGCAUGCUACGAUUUUGUAUAAUAAUUUAAGUAUUAAAGCAAUAAGUUCUGCUUACAGCUUACAUUUAAAUACUUUUUUAAAAAUUGAUAUUGAUAUUCAGUCUGCACCAGUAAUACUAGAGAAUUUUUAGAAAAUGUAAAAAAAAUUAAUUGUGCACACAAAAUUUAUAACAAUUCACCAAACUUUUCAUGGCUGCAUCUUUAAAGUCCAUACACAGGCUUAAGCAAUAACAUACAGCAUAUAUGCAUACAGAUCAUUAUUUCUUUUUAAUGUUUUUAUGUUUUUAAUUUUUGUCCAUAAUGAUGCAAUACACAUACAUUUAGUCAUUGUAGCAUGUUGUCUAUUUGUAGCCUCUGGAAUGUAUGUAUAUACACAGAAUUUGUAAAUGUUAAUGGUAUUAAAAUGUUCAUACCAGAUAUAAAAAGAGUUCCUAAUUGAUAUGCUGGUGUAAAAAAAAAAAAGAUUUACAGUUUCAAACAUGGCGGUAAAUUUAUUUUAUUUAAAAUAAAACACACACAUUACAGGUUCUAUCUUUGUGAGGACCUACGUCACAUGUUUAUAGCACAACCUUAUCCACAGUCACUAAAAGCCAAUCUUUUCACUCUUUCAUAUAAAAUUAUUAAAAUGUUUUUUAUCCUUUUGUGAGGUGAUUAAGAGAACAUUUGAAAAUGCGUCAGAAUUUUAAGUGUUAUAGACAAAAGUAUUGGGACACCUGACCUUUCCAGCCAUAUGUCAUUCUUCCCCAAACUAUUAGCACAUCAUUACAGGCACAGUUUAAACUGAAUGUCUUUGGAUGCUGCAGAAUGAAAUUUUUCCUUCACCUGAACUUGUGAGACUCAAACCUGUUCCAUGACAAUGCUCUUGUGCAUAAAGCCAGCUCCAUAAAAAAUCUGCUUUGCUUGGAGUGGAAGAUCUUCUCUAUAGAGGUCCAACCUUAUUGAACACCUUUAGAUAAAUUGGAAUGGACCACAAUGAACUGAACAUAAACAUGAAUAUUCAGGCGAAUUGAAAUGUUGUUGAAUUGAAUAUUAUCGUUUCCCCCUCGAG
Messenger RNA from Silurus meridionalis, 2376 nucleotides. It is a transcript of the gene nebl, whose product is annotated as nebulette. Lineage: Eukaryota; Metazoa; Chordata; Actinopteri; Siluriformes; Siluridae. The record is from RefSeq and is a predicted model, not a curated record. Bases 321 to 1172 code for a protein of 283 amino acids. The transcript has 9 exons. Gene Ontology annotation, cellular component: focal adhesion. Gene Ontology annotation, molecular function: actin filament binding.